Messenger RNA from Tripterygium wilfordii, 822 nucleotides. RefSeq lists its product as uncharacterized. The transcript is spliced from 2 exons. The record is from RefSeq and is a predicted model, not a curated record. The coding region runs from base 44 to 421 and encodes 125 amino acids. Lineage: Eukaryota; Viridiplantae; Streptophyta; Magnoliopsida; Celastrales; Celastraceae.
CUCCGAUGACCAAAAACUCGCCAUCGCAAAGCCCUCAACAAUAAUGUCCUCAGAGUCAUUAUCCACGGAGGCUUCGUGCUUGUCAACUAGCUCCAGCGCCCGGAGCCGCCGUUGCGUGGCCAGAGGAGAAAAGAGGAAUGCGCCCAUGAUGAAGGUUCAGGAGGAUUUGAAGAAGAGGCGCGCCGGCUCUGUUUCCAGCACCGGUCUAUUGCGGAGCCGCGCCGAAGACAUUUUGAAGUUGCUCUCUCGCGGUGGCUCAUCCGAAGUGAAGAUUCGUCAAGCACUUGGUGAUAGCCCUGAUACAAGCAAAGCACUCAGAAUGUUGUUGAAGAGGGAAGAAGUCAAAAGAUCAGGAACAGGAGGGCGUUCCGACCCCUUCCUCUACACGGUAACUAUGAUUCUCACACAAUUCUACUCGUAAGUUCUGGAUUUACAAUUAUUCUUAAAUAUUUAGUUAAUUAAGUUCUAGUACUUGUUUGAUAAUUUCAUGCAGAUAGCUUGAAAAUUUAGGGAUUAUUUAGAGUCUCAGUCAUGCCCACAACCCUAAAAGCGAGAGAAAGAAACAACUGUUGAUUAAUCUGAUAGUGGCUAAAUAGACAUAUUGAUAGCUAUAUGGCCUUAUUAGCUAGUAAGUACUAGUUACCCAUAUUUGUUGCUCUUGCUGAUGGGUUCUACUAAUUUCAGAUAUAAUUAGACAUAACUUGAGAGGAUAAAUUUCAGGUUUCAUCUUCAAGAGCUGCUCUUGAGAGUUGUAGUACAGUAGUAUAUACCAGAUAUAUAAUACAUAUAUGGGAUACGUACAGUAGCCGAUGUAAUGAUACU